Molecule: messenger RNA, 1979 nt
Organism: Macrosteles quadrilineatus (aster leafhopper)
Lineage: Eukaryota; Metazoa; Arthropoda; Insecta; Hemiptera; Cicadellidae
Product: polyisoprenoid diphosphate/phosphate phosphohydrolase PLPP6-like
Exons: 4
Coding region: 125-772 (215 amino acids)
Molecular function (GO): sphingosine-1-phosphate phosphatase activity
Source: RefSeq, a predicted model, not a curated record
GUGAGAUGUUUGUUGUUUUUAGUUUUUUAUGCCGCCUGGUGUGUUUCGCCAUCUCUUCUUGCUGAAUGCUACAGUGUUAACUUAGUUAUACUUUGUGUUUGAGAACUACAAUACCUAAACAACAAUGACUGGACAUCACGAAAAGCGCAAAGUGCCUCCUGCUCUAGAAAAGAUUCUAAAAACCGAUGUCUACCUCACUAACUCUCUGUGUAAUUUAAUGAACAAAUUUUUACCAUUUCGAUCCCUCAAGAUCCAUUACAAGUUGUUAGAGGUAUCAUGUGCCGGAUACGUUUGGUUGCCUGUAUGGAUCAUGCUAUUGUGGAUCGUAUGGAAAAAAGAACUCAUGGAAAUGCAAGUCAACUUUUUCAUUGGUCUUAUCACAGACAUCAUCUUAGUGGGAGUGUUGAAGGCGGUUUUCAGAAGACGACGACCCGCCGGUAACCAACCUGACAUGUUGGGCUCGAUCGGCCCGGAUGUUUAUUCAUUCCCAUCCGGACACGUUUCCCGUGCAUGCUUCAUCGCCUACUUCUUCUUGAUUCUGUAUCCCAUUCAUUUCAUUUUCCGAUUGCCUCUGCUCGCUUGGGUGUUCUCCGUAAGCGCCAGUAGGAUUUUGUUGCGGCGUCACCACUUGCUUGAUGUUUUUGCUGGCGUUCUCCUCGGUAUUGUCAACGCUUUGCUGAUUUCGCUGAUCUGGCUCAGUGAAAACACUGCUGUUUAUAUUGUUUCCUUUAUUUCUGACGAAAGAAUCGAAGGUAGUGAGUAUGAUGUUUAAAAAGGUUGUAUUUUUGUUAUAUUUAUAUUUGUUGAAAAGGUAAUGUAUAGAAAAUAUUUUCAUAUCUUAGCAGAGCUUUUUGUACUUUUAUAGUGAGAUUGAGUCAUUUCGAAAGUCUUGUCCAUAUUGUUAAAAUGUUCACAUUGUUGUGAUUGUUAAAUCACUUGGAUAUGUAAAAACUAAUAGUUAUGGACAUGGUAUCAUAAAAAUACUUCAUCUAUAGGCCUACAUGAUACAAGUUCUUAUAGAAUUCUUUGAAUUAAAGUUGGUUUCAUUAGAUCACUAAAACAGUGUAAAAUCAAAAAAUUCACAAGGUCUAUUUUUAAUUUGCUCAUACAUUAUACAGAAACUCUACUUUUUAAUGUUGAAUUAUUAUGUUUAUUGUUACACAUUUGUAUUUUUUUGUACUGUACCGUACACAAAAAUGUACAUCUUUGCCUUCAUACAUUUAUUUGUGUUAGAUUAAUUUUACUUGUAUUUGGGCAUUUUAAUUUAUUUGUGUUUCUAACCAUUGGUUUGUGUUUGUGUGUGUUUUCGAGUAUUCCUCCAGUUCAACCAAAUAAUCAGAGAUCACACAAUGCCAAAAACCAAAUAAGCCAAAAAACCAAACAUAAAUACUUCAUCAAUUUAGUCCAACGCAAAAAAUAUAUUUCACUUGACGUUCUUUACCAAAGAAUAAAUUACUGUGGAUUUGAACUACUAACUUAUUUUAAAUGUUCCCUAGUCAUAUUAAUAAUUAUCAGGCUAUAUGUUUUUAUUGUAAAAUAUUUUUAAUUUUAUAUUUAUUGUACUUAAUCACAUUUCAUAGAGUUAGUUUAUAAAUAGAUCAUAGAAAGUUUAAGGUGUGAUGUUCAAGAAAAGAUAGAUUUUUAAAGAGUUGUGUACAGCUGUCAGUUUUAAACAAUUUAAUUGUUGGUUUACGAAUAUUAUUUUGAUUUUUUUACUUAUUCAGAUCGACAUACCCAAAAAUUUACUAUCUUCCCCCUGCACAGCGAAGAAGUAUUAAUUACAAACUAUCUGAUGUAAAAAUAAGGUUUUCUAUUCUAGCAUUGAAGGAGUGAAAAACCACUAUUUUGUUUGUCUUGUUGCAUUCAUAUUUUGUGUCCCAUUUUGAAUCACAUUUUUGUAGUUUUAUUUUAUUAGUUCCUCAUGCUUAUAAGUAUUUGUAUUUGUGAUUUUGUGCAAUUAAAGAAUGUUUGAUCUUUUA